AUGUGGGGAUUCAUUAGCGGAACUUCUGUGAAACCUGAGAAUACCAAUGAGGAUUAUGCUACUUUGAUAGAUGCCUGGGAGUCAAACAAUUCAAAAAUUAUUACUUGGAUUAACAACUCUGUGGAGCAUUCCAUAGGUCGAGAGUUGGCAAAAUAUGAGACAGCAAAGGAGGUUUGGGAUCAUCUGCAAAGAUUAUUCACUCAGUCAAAUUUUGCAAAGCAGUAUCAAUUGGAGAAUGAUAUACGAGCUCUUCAUCAGAAUAAUAUGAGUAUUCAGGAGUUUUAUUCUGCUAUGACAGAUCUUUGGGAUCAAUUGGUCCUUACAGAAUCGACAGAAUUAAAGGCAUGUGCUGCCUAUAUUACUUGCAGAGAGCAGCAACGGUUGGUACAACUUUUAAUGGCACUUCACAGUGAUUUUGAAGGACUCAGAGUUUCAAUUUUGCAUCAUUCUCCACUUCCUUCUGUUGACUCAGUUGUCAGCGAGUUAUUGGUUGAAGAAAUACGUCUUAAGUCUUAUGCUGAAAAUGGAAUUAUGUCUGCUUCUAAUCCUUUUGUAUUAGCAGUGUCUUCUAAGCCAUCCUCUAAUAAUCAAAAUAAGCCUUACACAAGGGUUACCUUUGACGAAUGCAGUUUCUAUAAGCAUAAAGGUCAUUGGAAGGCUCAGUGUCCUAAGUCGAGACAGUCGAAUCAAUUACAGCAGCAAUCUCAAGCUUGGAAGCCUGGCAACCAAUCACGAUCUAAUGCUCAUAGACCACCACAAUCUAAUACUGCAGCAGUAGCUUCAUCAGGUCCUUUCACUGAUCCUAGUACUUUGGCUGAGCAAUUUCAGAAAUUUCUCUCCUUACAGCCUCAAGCUAUGUCUGCUUCUUCCAUAGAUUAUUCGUCUUUUGCUUCUGUGUCCCCUUCGUCCUCUAUUGCUGUCAUGACUGCUGAUGGCAUUCCUAUGCCAUUAGCAGGUGUUGGUUCUGUUGUCACACCUCACUUGUCCCUCCCUAAUGUUUAUCAUAUUCCGAAAAUCACAUUAAAUCUUGCUUUUGUUGGUCAGUUAUGUGAUUCUGCUUUACCUUUUAAUCGAAGUAUUUUUGUUUUUUCUUCUCCAUUUGAUUUGAUUCAUUCUGAUAUAUGGGGGCCUUCUCCUGUUGCCACAAAAGAAGGGUGUGAUUUGGGUGGGGAAUACACUUCUAAUAAAUUUUGUGAGUUGCUUGCUUUAGAUGGAACUAUUCACCAAACUUCGUAUACAGAUAUUCCUGAGCAAAAUAGUGUUGCUGAAAGAAAACAUAGGCACAUUGUUGAAACUGCUCGUUCUCUUUUGUUGUCUGCAUCUGUCUCUAGUAUGUUUUGGGGCGAAGCUGUUCUUAUUGCCAUAGGUUUGAUUAAUAUAAUUCCAUCUUCUCAUAUUUCAGGAUUUUCUCCUUUCAAAAAGUUGUAUGGGUAUACCCCUAAUUAUUCUCUCUUUAGAGUUUUUGGUUGUACUUGUUUCGUUCUUCGUCCUCAUGUAGAACGGAGCAAGUUGUCAUCUCGAUCUGCUAUUUGUGUCUUUCUUGCUUAUGGUGGAGGUAAAAAGGGGUAUCAUUGUUUUGAUCCAAUAACUCAGAAACUUUAUGUGUCUCGUCACGUUGUUUUUCUCGAGCAUAUACCUUUCUUUUCUAUUCCAUCCACUACUCAUAGUCUGACUAGAUCUGAUCUUAUUCGUAUAGAUCCUUUUUCUAACAGUCCUGAUAGUUUGUCUUCUCAGGAGCCUACUACUUCAAAUGUCCAUUCUCAUGUUCCUACCCCGUUGUCUUUACAACCAAUUCGUACUAAUCAUUCCGCAGGUACUGACACUUUACUCUCCAGCACACCCGAAGCGUCCUCUUCUAUUUAG
This is a messenger RNA of Olea europaea var. sylvestris, 1863 nucleotides long. RefSeq lists its product as uncharacterized. Bases 1 to 1863 code for a protein of 620 amino acids. Lineage: Eukaryota; Viridiplantae; Streptophyta; Magnoliopsida; Lamiales; Oleaceae. The record is from RefSeq and is a predicted model, not a curated record. Gene Ontology annotation, molecular function: nucleic acid binding. The transcript has 4 exons. Gene Ontology annotation, biological process: DNA integration.